Messenger RNA from Pteropus alecto (black flying fox), 3376 nucleotides. RefSeq names its product ectonucleoside triphosphate diphosphohydrolase 8 (gene ENTPD8). Gene Ontology annotation, biological process: nucleoside diphosphate catabolic process. NCBI's taxonomy places the organism in Eukaryota, Metazoa, Chordata, Mammalia, Chiroptera, Pteropodidae. The coding region runs from base 980 to 2440 and encodes 486 amino acids. Gene Ontology annotation, cellular component: plasma membrane. The record is from RefSeq and is a predicted model, not a curated record. Gene Ontology annotation, molecular function: UDP phosphatase activity; GDP phosphatase activity. The transcript is spliced from 7 exons.
CUGAUACGCUUCCAGGUGGGGAGGGCGGGGUCACAGGGCGAAGUCUGAGCAGCCUUCAGGCCGCGGUGGCCCGCUCACGUGGUCCCAGAGCAGGGCAGGCAGCAAGUGGCGGAGACCACCUCCGUGGCAGGGGGUAGGAGACCCUGCGGUGGGGGCGCGACCCUGGGCAGGGGCCCAAGUUCAGCCCCACUUGCCCAGUCUGAGCUGGGGGUGGUCUGCAAGCUCUGGCAGACAGCCUCGGCCACCAGUGCGGUCUGCUGCCUGACCCAGGUCCAGGUGGGCAGUGACCGACUGGGCGGGGGCGGGGCAGGCGGGACAGCACCUGGCAGGUACAGAGGGACAAGAGUCCAGCUUCCUCCUUGCUGCAGCUGGUUGUCUACCAUCCUAGUUUGGGAUCGUGUUUGACGCCGGGUCCUCCCACACGUCUCUCUUUGUGUACCGGUGGCCUGCAGACAAGGAGAAUGACACAGGCGUGGUCAGCCAGGCCCUGGACUGCCAGGUGAAAGGUCAGUGGGCAGUUUUGUUCAUGGUGGUUGGGUGUUGGGAGCGGCCCACUACCUGGCUGGGUUCGCAGCUGGGUGGAAGGUUGGGAGGUGGCGCAGGCAGAGCCAGGCAGGAACCAUGUCUGGCUCCUGUGGCAAAUCAGCCCAAAGGAAAGGGGGCUCAGAGCGGCUGAGCGACAAGUCCCCACCUGAGGCUACAGAGAUCGCGGCCGGCCUCUCCUGCCUCCUCCCGCUUCUGGGGACUCCAGAGGCUCCUGGCUGUGGCCGUGUCCCCCCAUCUCUGCCUCUGACUCCACGCAGCUCCUCCCCGCCUCCCAAACCCCUAUCUCCUUUGUCUCACAAGGACCCCGUCAUGGAUGUAGGGCCCGUCCGGGGAACCUGGGACGGUCUCACCUUGAGAUCUGUAACUCAGUUACAUCUGCCAAGACCCUUUGUCCAAAUAAGGCCACACUCGCAGGUUCCAGGUGGGGGCGAGGAUGCGAACACACCAUUUGGGGUCCACUACCUCCCCCACACAGGCCCAUUCGGCCCAGCCGGCCUUGGGGCCAGAGCCUCGUGCUGAGUGCUGUCUUUCAGGGCCCGGAAUCUCUUCCUACGCCUCCAACCCCGAACAGGCCGGGGAGAGCCUGCGGGGCUGUCUGGAGGAGGCGCUGGCUCUGGUCCCAGAGGAUCAGCACCAGGAAACGCCCAUGUUCCUGGGGGCCACGGCCGGCAUGCGGCUGCUCAGCCAGAAGAACAGCUCUCAGGCAGAAGACAUCUUUGCCGCAGUCACUCGGGUCCUGGGCCAGGCUCCCGUGGACUUUCGGGGUGCUGAGCUCCUGGCCGGAAAGGACGAAGGUGCCUUAGGCUGGAUCACUGUCAACUACGUCCUGGGCUCGCUGGUCAAGUACUCCUUCUCUGGAGAGUGGAUCCAGCCUCCAGAGGGGACGCUGGUGGGUGCCCUGGACAUGGGUGGGGCUUCCACCCAGAUCACCUUCGUGCCCGGAGGCCCCAUCCUGGACGAGAGCACCCAGGCCACCCUCCACCUCUACGGCUUCGAGCACAGCGUCUACACCCACAGCUACCUCUGCUUUGGGCGCGACCAGAUGCUAAACAGGCUCCUGGCUGCGCUGGUGCAGAGCAGCCGGGCCCUCCGUGUCCGCCACCCAUGCUACCACAGCGGCUACCAGGACACCCUGCCCUUGGCCACCCUGUUUGAGUCACCCUGUGUCCACAGCACUGCGCCCCCAGACCUCACACAGAACCUCACUGUGGAAGGGACGGGGAACCCCGGGGCCUGCACCCUGGCCAUCAGGGACCUCUUCAACUUCUCCAGCUGCACGGGCCGGCGGGACUGUGCCUUUGACGGGGUCUACCAGCCCCCUGUGCAGGGGCAGUUCUACGCUUUCUCCAACUUCUACCACACCCUGCACUUCCUGAACCUCACCUCCGGGCAGCCGCUGGCCACUGCCAACGCCACCAUCUGGGAAUUCUGCCAGCGGCCCUGGAAGCUGGUGGAGGCGGCCUGGCCUGGGCAGCAGCGCUGGGUGCGUGACCACUGCGCCUCCGGCCUGUACAUCCUCACUCUCCUGCUCCACGGCUACGGCUUCAGCGAGGACACCUGGCCCAGCCUGGAGUUCCGGAAGCAGGUGCAGCCCCCCAGGCCCAGGAAGGAUGGGGGGUGGGCUCUGGGGCAGCCGGCUGCAGCCCUGACCGCUGUGUACCCGCAGGCCGGUGGCGCCGACAUCGGCUGGACACUGGGCUACAUGCUGAACCUGACCAGCAUGAUCCCGGCCCAGGCGCCUGCCCAGUGGCGGGCCCAGAGCCGCAGCAUGUGGGCGGCCAGUGUGGUCUUCGCGGUGCUGACCCUCAUGGCUGUGCUCGCGGCUGCUGUGGCCCAGCUCCUCUGGUGCCAGGAGAGGCAUGGCUCCCACAGCACUGGCCACCCGCAGCCCUGAGCCCUGUGCGGCCACCGGGAGCCUGUCCUGUGGGCUGUGCCCUCCCUGGGGCCUCCCAUCCAGGCACCUUGGGCCACUGUGCACUGUGCUUCCUGCACGAACACCAGGCCACUGGACCCCUGCAACACUCCAGGGCUGUGUGACUGUGGUGGCAGAGGGACAGGGGCCUGGUCAUGGGGAUGGUGGCCGGAGCAAGAAGGGGCCCGGGUCCUGGGGGGAGGGGCGGCCAGCUUGGCCCCUUGGGAACAGCACCCCCACCCUCAAGACGCAAGCAGGCGCUCAAGAGGCUGAGCCCAGACAUGGCCACACCUUGUGGGGGCGGCUGUCUUUAUUAAAUGCUCCUGCCAAGGGCCUCUCAGGGCUGACCUCGCUGGGUCCGGGGGCAGGCGGGGACCACGAAGCACUUGGGGAAGAUGCCGAAGCAGCCGUCACAGUGGCCCUCCAGCCACGCCUGGUCCACUGCGGGGGCGGGGGGCGGGGCGGUGUUAGGGCGUUAAGCAAUGUCUGCCCUGAAGCCCAUGUGCCCCGGGGGGCCCCAGCAGGCGAUGGGAGGGGCAGCCCGCUGCCCAACCUUCACACAGGACGUCCACAAUGUCCCCCGGCUGCAAGUCCAGGUCCUCAGGCCCCUGGGCAGGGUAGCCGUGCUGGGCCACCACCUGGUAGAGGAUGGGCCGGCCACCCGCACCCUGCGGGCAGAGGGGACGCUGCAGGGCCGGCUGGGCACCAGCUGGGUCCUGGGGCCUUGCGCACAGCCAGCCCCCCCUGACCGAUGCCCGCGCCGUCCAAGGCUCACCCGGCACUGCAGCCGCAGCCCUGCUGGGCCAGACGCCGACUCCCACCAGGCCGUCGGCAGCGCCCCCUCCUCGGGGAGGGGGACCCAGAGCCCAGAACCGGGGUCUCGGUAACUGCAAAGAGAGUCAUCAGAGGGGCCACAGC